Messenger RNA from Mya arenaria, 5082 nucleotides. RefSeq names its product monocarboxylate transporter 13-like. Bases 263 to 1729 code for a protein of 488 amino acids. The record is from RefSeq and is a predicted model, not a curated record. Gene Ontology annotation, biological process: monocarboxylic acid transport; transmembrane transport. The transcript has 9 exons. Gene Ontology annotation, molecular function: monocarboxylic acid transmembrane transporter activity. Lineage: Eukaryota; Metazoa; Mollusca; Bivalvia; Myida; Myidae.
UUUGACUUGUGACAAGUAGAUGAUGCAGCAAUAAAACAUGUUACGGAUAGCCAUAACCCUAAUUAUAUGAAAUUCAUUUAGCUGAGAAGAGUAAAAAGAAAGUCAACUACGCUACAUGCACGAACACUGUGAUAAGAGGGAGUUGUUAAAAUAGUAGUUCUAUAAAGCAUGUGAACACAAAACGAAUACUAACCAUUGAGAGGCAUUCGUGACCUGGGUACAAAACAUAUUGCACCGUCCGUUUUGCGCGACGAUACUUAACAUGGAUAAGCACGCGGUGUACGGUCUCCGGGACGCUGGGCGGUGUUGGUGGUCUGUUGGAGCCGCCUUUAUGACACACCUGUUUACUCAUGGUGUCGUGUACUCGUACGGCCUCCUCUUCCGGCGAUUAGAAGCGGACUUCAUGGUAUCCAAGGCGGCGACCUCCUGGAUAUCCUCGACAACGACCGGUUGUCUCUACCUAGCAGGUCCGCUGGCGAGCGCCUUGUCACUGCGGCUUGGUAACCGGAAGGUAGCGAUCCUGGGUGCCAUUCUGUCGUCCGCAGGCUGUUUCGUCACCGUCUUUGUGAGAGACAUUCGCCUUCUGUAUGUCACUCUGGGAGUUACAACCGGAGUUGGGUACGGACUAAUUUACAUCCCAGCGGUGGUGGAGGUGACGUUGAACUUUGAGCGGCACCGGGCCGUCGCCUGUGGGGUGGCAUUGGCUGGUGCAGGCGGAGGGGCUUUCGUCAUGGGACCAGUAUUAGAGGCUUCACUGGAACACUACGGCUGGCGCGGUAGCACGCUGUUACUGUCGGGGCUGCUGCUUAACUGCAUCCCAUGCGCGCUUGCAUUUAGAGACAUGCCCCUUUUGGAGCGACUUGCACCGCGUAGGGUUUUCGAACAAGAGAUUGAGGUUGUCCAUGGUGAAACAGGAAUGAAACACAUCCAGUUAUAUACUAACGAUAAAGGUGAUCCUAAAGAGUCUUCUGCUGUUGACACUGCUCAGUUAUAUACGGACGAUAAAAGUGACGCCCCGGAAUGUGCUGUUGGUGAUAUUGCGUUUGAGAUCAAAGCUGAAAAGGAAGACAUGUUGCCAAAAGCAAAUGGCAACUUGCAAGACAUCGUAGCGGAAAACAGAUCAUGGCAUUUGAUAUUCAGAAUAUUUGACUUGCUAAGAAAACCAUCGCUGGCGAUAUGGUAUUCUGUUCAGAUGGCAAUUUUAUUCGGAUUUUACUCUCCAUUUAUGCUUUUGCCAUCAAAAGCAAUCGCUGACGGACUGAGCGGAUGGCAGGCAGCCUGGGUGAUAUCGGCCAUGGGACUGUCUACCGUGGUUGGGCGAGUGGUGUUGGGCUUUCUCGCAGACACUCUGCAUAACUGGAGAAUUUUUAUCUACAAAACUGCUGUUGUGUUGACUGGCGUUGAUAUAAUGAUGUUUGCCUUCACUAAGUCAUUCCCAUCGAUGAUAACAUGUGCCGUUUUCUAUGGGUUCACAACAGCGGUUUUGAUGUCGCAAAACUCUGUCGUAUUGGCGGAAGUGGCCGGACUUGACCGAGUGUCGGAAUCGAUGGGUCUCAACAACAUGUUCUCCGGCAUAGGCUGUCUCCUCGGCAUACCAAUAACAGGUUUCUUAUUUGACGUGACCGGAGAUUAUUUGGUGCCGUUUAUAUUAUCGGGGGCAGUUGUGGCGGGAGGAGGUCUUCUCCUCUGUGUAGCUCUACGCCCUACCCACCGACAAACGAAACCAUAAUGGCUGCGUAUAAUAACCGCGUAGUUGUAAUUGUAAUGGCACAUCUGCAGACAAACGACAUAAGGCAGUUUGAUGAAGAUGUGCUAUGAAAGGGAUUAUUUUAUGUUUAUGAUUAUUUUGUGAAUGCACUCUUUAUUGAAAAAUCGAAAUGAAGUGUAGCAAAUCAUUUGAAGUGUAUAACUCAAAGUUCUGCUCUAUAUAUGCUCAAAUAUUGUCUUUAAAGUCCAUGAUUUUGAAAAGCGUUAGUUUAUCGAUUCAGAACAAGGGUGUAGCGUGAUUGUUUGACUGAUAUAAAGUAUCACGUACUGCUACCAAUGUGUUCUAUAAAGGCAAAUAUCCGUCGGUUUAUGUACAAGGGCGAGCUAGGCGGAUAUGAUCUCACUUUUCUAAUUAUUAUUUUUGGCUGUUUCGGCGUGGGUUCGCAUCCCCUACAUUCGUUUUCUUUGCACUUUAACUGUGUUUUUUUCAGUAAUUUUGGUAUCGAAGAGUAAAAUAAUUAUAAUAUAAGUGAUUUCAGGAAAUCAAAACAUGAGCCAGUUCUUUUAACAGAUAAAGAAAUCCGGGAAGAAACACGACAAACAAAUGCUUAUAACUUAUGUUGCAAAGCAUGCUAUUUUUAAGCAAUAAGGCUCAUGCCAAGCGGUUUGUUAACUUCAUAUCAUGAAUAGAAGCCUUGCAUUGAUAUCAUAGGGUUUUAUGAUAGGACGCUUUUAUGAUAGGACAUGUUUACUCACCGAACGAGACGUGAUGCAGGUCACCAGAAAAGCGUUUUAUCGUAAUAUUCCAUUUAUUAUAUACCUGCCUUAUUACUUAUUCCUUUUUAUUUUUCGGUUUCAAUUUGAUUUAAUAUAACGCCAUCUAUCAACUGCGCGUAUGAAUUCGAAUAUGUGUCACGUAGAUUUGUGUAAUGAAGUCAAGGGAGGCUACUACAGCGAAACGAAGUCAGAAGUAACAGAAUUCACUUUAUUGAGCAAAAUAAAAACAAAAUGUAGACCAAUUGAUUUAAUGGAUUACAUCUGAAAAUAUUAUAUUUUAUUGAAUGAUAUAAAAUGUUUACAAUUCAUUUUAGCUAGAUCAGUUGACAUGUAUACGACUUCAUUACUGUAUGUAUGUAUUUUGUGUCUAUUCGUUGUUGUCACAAUGGCGGUUCUGUGUGCGUGUGUGCGUUCGUCCAGACUGAAUUCGUCCGGGCUGUAUCUUGACCAAGAACUAUAGGUUUUUCAGAGAGAAAACAACUUGCCAUGAAGUUCACCAUAAUGAGGUGGCGUGGCAUGCACAAGGCCGAGGUCUGUACCUCAAAGGUCACGGUAUAGGUUAGAGAUCAAAGGUUGAAAUGAUCCUUGUCUGGGCUGUAUCUUGACCAUGCAUUAUAGGAUUUUCAAAUAAACUUGUCUUAAGGUUCCCUAUAACAAGGCGACGUGUCGCGCACAAGACCCAGUUAUGUACCUCAACAAUCAAGAUCAAUAAUUAGAGGUCAAAGGUUGAAUAGAUCCUUGUACAGGCUGUAUCUUAUUCAUGCAUUAUAGGAGUUUUAGACAACUUGCUAUGAAUUUCGCCAUGAUGAAGUGGCCUGUUUUGCAUCGGACCUAGGUCUGUAUCUCAAAGGUCAAGGUUAGAGGUUAAAGGUUAAAAUGCUCCUUGUCUGGGCUAUAAAUUGACGUCGCAUUAUAGAUUUAAAGAAAAAACUUGCCAUGAAGGUUCACCAUGAUGAGGCGGCGUGUGUCGCACAAAAUCGUGGUCUGUAACUCAGAGGUCAAGGUCACGCUUAAAGGAUACAUAUUGAAAUGAUCCUUAACCAGGUUUUAUCUUAACCUUGCAUUAUAGGAUUUCAAAAAAAAAACUUGUCAUAAAGUUCACCAUGAUAUGAUGCAUAUGUGUCACGCACAAGACCCAUGCCAGUACCUCAAAGAUCAAGGUCAUACUUGGAGAUUAAAUGUACAAAUGAGUACUGUUGAUAGGUCUGGACUGAGCCAUAUCCGGGCUGUAUCUUUACCACGCAUUAUAGGAUUUUCAAAACAACUUUCCAUGGAUGUUCACCAUGCUGACACGUCGCAUGUAUAUGUAGUGACGGUGAAUUGCCGUCUAGUUGAUAUUGUUUAAUUUAUUUACAAAUAUUUACUUGAUUUUAAUAAAUGUAUGAGAUACUAUAUACUGUUUAGGGAGGUGCGAGUGUUCAGGUUUCAGUAGAUAGUAAAAUUUCUAUGUACCUGAUAGUUUCAUCUAUGUUGUAUGCAAUAUCUGUGGUAUAGUAAAUGUUACCUGAAUCAAAUUAAGUACGCUCUUAAAAGUGUACAUAGUUACUCAAAUCUGUUGAUAUGUAUAAAAUAAAUAUAUAAUAACCUUUUGUUUCGACAAAUACUAUGGGUCUGUAUGGUUGGUCAUUCAGGCUGAAUAUUUACAUAAAGCUGCCAUUGUUGAAGUCAUUUGUUUACAAUGAUUAUCUGCAGUAUUUCACCAAACAGUUUUUUAAUGGUCUUAUUCGAUUCAGGUAAGACUAUUACAAGAGUAUAUUGAAAUAUUUAGUUAUUUCCCUAAGGCCCCUAUAGUUUUAUAUUGGUCUGAUAAAGGGAUUUCAACAGAUAUGUGUUAAUAUAACUAUCAUGUCGGAAAAUAGCUCAGUCAUUGAGUUAAUGCUUAAUUAUUGUUAACACAAACCCGACUUUAAAUAACGAUUAUUGUAUCUUGUUUCUUGUCAUUAAAGAACAAUUGUUGUAGCUAUUAUGAAAAUAUAUAUACCCACACGAUCAUUUGAUAGAAACAUACGUUACUUGGGGUACACUUACAUUUCCAUUUUUUAAAUAAUCCAAAAUGUAUUUUAAUUAAUUGAUAACAUAAUGAUAUAUUGUGACUAUCCGAAGUAAGAUAGUUGCUGUAUACGCUUGUUGUAUAUGCUUGUUUCAUAUUAAUUAGUCUUAAUUUUGGUUAAUUAUUUAAUUUCGUAAUAUAUAUAUACAUUAAAUCAUUUGAAAACACUGUAUUGUUUAUGUAUUUGUCAACAUGGGUUAUGUACUUCAGGACAGUUUUUAUAAAUUAAUAUUGAUACGUAUUCACUUCCAAUCCAUAUCGACUGAAUGCAUUUUACAUGCCCACUUUCAUGUUCAAAUACACAGUACCCUAGUAAAGGUCAAGAACAAGAUUACCUCAUACUAGGUUGAUCAAGUCUCCAAGCCGAUAUGUACAUGUAGGAGUAAAUAUGCUAAUAUCAUAUAUAUAAAUGUUGAAGUAUCGUUUCUUAUGGACCGAUUGUUUUACUGUUUUCAUCAUAGUUGCACUAGUUACUGCAAAAACUACCCCAGUUAUAAAUCGAAGCCCGAUCGAGUUGUAUAAUUCAUGAUAAUAACCAGAGUAUCAAC